AUGUAUAAAGAUCUGAAAGCGACCUUCUGGUGGAAAGGUAUGAAGACAAAUGUAGCGGAUUAUGUGGCAUCGUGUUUAGUAUGUCAGAAGGGGAAGAUUGAGCAUCAGAGGCCGGGUGGUACGCUGGAGCCUCUGGAUAUUCCUCAAUGGAAGUGGGACAUCAUUUCCAUGGAUUUUGUUACUCACAUGCCACGAUCCGAGAUUCACAUCGAGAUUCUGGCAGUAGCUGCAGAAAGCCUUAGGCACUCAGUUGAGAAUGAGCUCGGCCUAUCAUCCUUUGACAGAUGCUAUCAUUCCAACAUUGGAAUGGCACCGUACGAGGCGUUGUAUAACAGAAGAUGCCAGACACUGUUAUACUGGCAACAGGAUGGAGAUCGGCAGAAGUUCUAUGCAGAUAAGAGAAGGCUGCUUGAGUUUGAGGCAGGUGACCAUAUCACAAGGAGGAUUGGACUGGUGGCAUACGAGAUUGCUUUGCCACCUCACUUGGCAAAUCUGCACAAUGUCUUCCACGUUUCACAACUCAGGAAGUACAUUGCAUAUCCUACUCAUGUGUUGAAGGAGGACAAUGUUCAGGUUCUCUGGGACGAGGCAACUCAGGAGAUGACGUGGGAGAUGGAGGAUCUCAUGAGCAAGUCUUAUCCCCACUUGUUUCCUGAAGCCCGCCAGGUGACUCAUACUAUUUCUGUUCAUUUUCUGGGUUCCUGCAAGGAACCGCCUAGCGGUGAGCUGGGUUUCCUUGAUGAAGGGCUUGACGGUGGUGAUUGA
Messenger RNA from Vigna unguiculata (cowpea), 765 nucleotides. The record is from RefSeq and is a predicted model, not a curated record. Lineage: Eukaryota; Viridiplantae; Streptophyta; Magnoliopsida; Fabales; Fabaceae.